UGCGAAGGUGGGCGGCAGCUGUGGCGCUACCUGGGCGAUGGCGAAGGCGAUGUGGCGGAGCGGCGAGCGCAGACGGCGCUGGAGCAGCACAGCCUCGGGCUGGACACGGGCGCGACGCUGCGGACGCUGCCGGCGGCCGGCUCGGCCCGGGACGCGGCCCGCAACGGGAUGCGGUUCUACGCGGCACUGCAGGCCGAGGAUGGGCACUGGGCGGGCGAUUACGGCGGGCCGCUGUUCCUGCUGCCAGGUCUCCUCAUCACCUGCCACACGGCCAAAAUCCAGCUGCCCGAGGGGUUCCGGAAGGAGAUGGUGCGCUACCUGCGCUCUGUGCAGCUCCCGGACGGAGGCUGGGGCUUACACGUGGAAGAUAAAUCAACAGUGUUUGGCACAGCCCUCAACUACGUAGCCUUGAGGAUCCUGGGGCUCGGGCCAGAUGACCCUGACGUUGUGCGGGCCCGUGUCAACCUGCACAGCAAAGGAGGUGCUGUGGGAAUCCCUUCCUGGGGCAAGUUUUGGCUGGCUGUCUUGAACGUUUACAGCUGGGAGGGAAUCAACACGCUUCUCCCAGAGAUGUGGCUGCUUCCCACGUGGUUUCCAGCGCAUCCGUCGCGGCUCUGGUGUCACUGCCGCCAGGUUUACCUUCCCAUGAGCUACUGCUAUGCCAAGCGUCUGUCAGCAGAGGAGGACGAGCUCAUACGGAGCUUGAGGCAGGAGCUGUACGUGCAGGACUACGGCAGCAUAGACUGGCCAGCACAGAGGAACAACGUGGCUGCCUGCGACGUGUACACCCCGCACAGCUGGCUGCUGGCUGCUGCCUACGCCAUCAUGAACGUGUAUGAAGCUCACCACAGCGCCCACCUGCGGCAGCGAGCCGUCACCGAGCUGUACGACCACAUCAAGGCUGACGACAGAUUCACCAAGUGCAUCAGCAUCGGCCCGAUCUCCAAGACAAUCAACAUGCUGGUUCGCUGGUUUGUGGAAGGGAAGGACUCCCCAGCUUUCCAGGAGCAUGUUUCCAGGAUCCCUGACUAUCUCUGGCUGGGCCUCGAUGGCAUGAAGAUGCAGGGCACAAAUGGAUCCCAGCUCUGGGAUACUGCUUUUGCCAUCCAAGCCUUCCUGGAGGCAGAAGCCCAGGAGAUGCCUGAAUUCACCUCCUGCCUCCAGAAUGCCCAUGGGUUCCUGCAGUUCUCCCAGAUCCCCGAGAACCCACCUGACUACCAGAAAUAUUACCGCCAUAUGAACAAGGGUGGCUUCCCCUUCAGCACGCGGGACUGCGGCUGGAUCGUGGCAGACUGCACAGCAGAGGGGCUGAAGGCAGUAAUGCUGCUGCAGGAGAAGUGUCCCUUCAUAGCCAAGCCUGUGCCUGCUGAGCGCCUCUUUGAUGCUGUGAAUGUGUUGCUGAGCAUGAGGAACCCAGAUGGAGGCUUUGCCACAUAUGAAACCAAGCGAGGAGGCCACUUACUGGAGCUGCUGAACCCCUCAGAGGUGUUUGGUGACAUCAUGAUUGACUACACGUAUGUGGAAUGCACAUCAGCUGUCAUGCAGGCACUGAGACACUUCCAGAGCCAGUUCCCUGAGCACCGAGCUGUGGAGAUCAGGGAGACUCUGCAGAAGGGGCUGGAUUUCUGUCGCAAGAAGCAGCGAGUGGAUGGGUCCUGGGAAGGGAGCUGGGGGGUUUGUUUCACCUAUGGCACCUGGUUUGGUCUGGAGGCGUUUGCCAGCAUGCAGCACACAUACCACAACGGGACUGUGUGCCAAGAGGUGGCCCAGGCCUGCCAGUUCCUGAUCUCCAAGCAGAUGGCAGAUGGAGGGUGGGGAGAGGAUUUCGAGUCCUGCGAGCAGCGCACAUACGUGCAGAGUGCCGAGUCACAGAUCCACAACACCUGCUGGGCCCUGCUGGGGCUCAUGGCUGUCAGGUACCCUGACAUCAGUGUGCUGGAAAGGGGCAUUAAAGUGUUGAUGGAUAAGCAGCUGCCCAACGGGGACUGGCCUCAGGAGAACAUCGCGGGGGUGUUCAACAAGUCGUGUGCCAUCAGUUACACCGCGUACCGCAACAUCUUCCCCAUCUGGACGCUGGGGCGGUUCUGCCGCCUGCAUCCCCAGAGCCCCCUGGCUGGGCAGCUGCCAGCCAGAGCCAGCCCCUCGGCUGGGGCAGGCCAGGAGGGGCAGGGAGCCCUGUCUGCUUGAAGAUGGGACACUGCUGGGGAUGCCACGGCCCCGGACUUGUCUUGGAUCUGGAGUCUGCGUGGGGCCAUGGCGGUGUGUGGUGCGUGG
Molecule: messenger RNA, 2274 nt
Organism: Melospiza georgiana
Lineage: Eukaryota; Metazoa; Chordata; Aves; Passeriformes; Passerellidae
Gene: LSS
Product: lanosterol synthase
Exons: 21
Coding region: 169-2187 (672 amino acids)
Biological process (GO): cholesterol biosynthetic process; triterpenoid biosynthetic process
Cellular component (GO): lipid droplet
Molecular function (GO): lanosterol synthase activity
Source: RefSeq, a predicted model, not a curated record